Messenger RNA from Phytophthora infestans T30-4, 1283 nucleotides. RefSeq lists its product as uncharacterized. The coding region runs from base 162 to 1283 and encodes 373 amino acids. Gene Ontology annotation, biological process: regulation of flower development. Gene Ontology annotation, molecular function: protein binding. The record is from RefSeq and is a predicted model, not a curated record. NCBI's taxonomy places the organism in Eukaryota, Oomycota, Peronosporomycetes, Peronosporales, Peronosporaceae. The transcript has 5 exons.
GAAGAACUGAGCUGGCGCCGCUGUAGCGAAAGCGCUUUGUUGCCUGCACCGCCAGUGCCUCCAAGCAAAAAAUUCUUCAUUGGCGAAAAGCUCCCCUGUCGCUUUCGACACAAGCCGUUUAGACCCCAGCAACAACCAAGGGCGGAUUUUCAACACACAUAAUGAGCUUUUCCAAAUCAAAUUUGCCACCAACGUUGCCAGUGGCAAUAAAAAAGGAGAGGGAGGACCCUUCCUCUCUAUCCGGCUCCAUGUCAAUUCCCGGCAGCAGUAGCAGCAUCCCGCGCAAAGACUCCAUUGGCUGGGGCGCCGACGAUUUCUUGGGCAUGAUCUCACACACGCCGCCAGCGUUUUCUCCGGGCAGUUUGACAAUGCCCAUGACUAAAAGAGGUCGCAGUGGCAGCAUUUCCAGUCGACUUCUUAGCGCCUCAGACUUGGAAGAGCGCGGGUACAUUGACAGAUACCAGAAAGGGGUGCUAAAGGAUCUUAUUAUCAGUGGCGAUGAGGCAUUGCAAAAAGCGUUGGAAAAGUUUGACGCGGGCGACCCAACCACACUCGAAGCCAUGUUAGACAGUGGAGCACUGAACCGAAAGUCGUCGUCGAUUGAUCUUCUCGACGAUUUGGAUUUGGGUUUCCUCAACGUUGGUUCCCUGGGCGACACUCCGAAAGAUGAGUUCCAAUCAGGCGGACGGAAUCAGUCGCUGGACGAAUGGGAUGAACUUGGGUUCGAUUCUUCUUUUGCGGACGUGUCGGCGCGGGAUAUUCUAGACGGGGAGUUUUAUAGCUCUUCGCUGGGUGCAUCGUUGCCCAAUUCGUUGCCUUCCAUGGGUUUGGGUAUCACGCCACCCGCAGGUUUCAGUUUUGCCGAAGACUUUUUGGAAAAUCAGGUGAAAACCGAGCCAGGAAUCAAAAGUGAAGGCAAAAAUGACACAGGUAGCAAAACUAGUACUGGCGCCACUAGCGCCUCAACUAGCUCCUCUGCAGCAUCGAGUUUGUCGACGUCUCGACCCAUUGGCAUUCCUGGCUCUGCUGGCGCUGCCCGCCCUUUUAUGGGCGUCGACAAGGGCAAAGAUGGCCAGAAGCAAAACUUCGUGGGCGCCUACUCCCCUGACUCUAGACGGAAGCGUAUUGAGAAAUUCCUCGACAAGAGACAGAAACGCGUAUGGCGAAAAGAGGUCAAAUACGACGUGCGCAAGAAUUUUGCCGACUCGCGACUGCGAGUGAAGGGUCGCUUCGUGAAAAAGGAGGAUGAGCAGUUGCUGCGUGAGCUGCUGAGCUUCACUUAA